Molecule: messenger RNA, 900 nt
Organism: Brachypodium distachyon (stiff brome)
Lineage: Eukaryota; Viridiplantae; Streptophyta; Magnoliopsida; Poales; Poaceae
Product: cytochrome b561 and DOMON domain-containing protein At5g47530
Exons: 1
Coding region: 100-678 (192 amino acids)
Source: RefSeq, a predicted model, not a curated record
GCCUCCACCACGUACUGCAUUACUGCCUGCAACUCCAAGCAGCAUCUGGACGGAGCCGAAAUUGCUACGAAGCAAAGAGGCUCCACGAACGUGCGUACCAUGGCGCGGCCAGGCCACUCGGCGUGGUUCCUCCUCGUAUCCACGGCCACGCUGCUGCUCGCGUCCGGCGCGUCGGCACAGGGCAGCUGCGCGAACGCGACGUUCCCGGCGGGGCGGUCGUUCGCGCGGUGCAGCACGCUGCCAGUGCUCGGGGCCAGCCUCUACUGGAACUACCACGCCGCGAACGGCACGGCCGAGCUCGCGUUCCGGGCGCCGUCGGCCACGGGCGGGUGGGUCGCGUGGGGCAUCAACACCGACGGCACCGGCAUGGCCGGCAGCAGCGUGUUCGUGGCGUCCCAGAGCGCCAAUGGAGCCGUGUCCGUGCUCAUGACCGUCCUGGAGAGCUUCUCCCCCAGCCUAAAGAACGGGACCCUCAAGUUCGACGUGCCCGUGGGGCCGAGCGCGGAGUACGGCGGCGGCACGUACACGAUGUACGCGACGGUGGCGCUUCCGGGGAACGCCACGCAGCAGAACACGGUGUGGCAGGCCGGCCCGCUCAGCGGCGGCGCCGUAUCGCCCCACCCGAUGUCCGGGAACAACUUGAAGAGCGUCCUCAGGCUGGACUUCCUCUCCGGCUAGCUACCACGGCCGCCGAGGGUCCUUGCCUCCUUGGCUCCGCGCUGCGCUCUAUUGGUAGUACGAUGCUCGUAUAAAUAAUUCACGCGCGAUCGAUGCAUUUCAGUCGUUGUUGAUGUUCCUUAGAUUAAUGUCCCUUAUUAGGUGCAUGCGUCAGCGUUGUACAUACAUACUACAGUCAGAUUAUUUGACGGGUGGCUAUCUACAGCUUUCCAGUUAUGUUUC